AUAUGACAUGAUAUGACAUGAAUUCACGCAAUAGUGUUUGGAACAUUCAGUCUGCAAUGAUAAUAAUGUUCUGUACCUAUUUGUAAUCCGAACUAUUGUGAUUUUCUGUUUUGCAUCUGUCUGAUUAAGAUUUUAAAUUAUACAUCACACUCGAUCCUUGAAAUGUUCGCUUAGCGCGAAUUUUGAAAUUCCAUCCAUCACAUGUGCGUUCGAUGCGUUGACUGAAGAUUGGUAAUAUAGGGAGUAGUUUAGCCGUUGAGUGUAGAUUUCAAAGUUUAGCUCACGUUUAGCUCAACGCGAUAGUUUUACCAAGAAACGAUAGGGAGAGUGUGCGGGCAAAUGCGAAAAAGCGCGAAGUUCGCAGUACGGUCAGAUGUUACGUUAUUGUUGCCGAUAUUGAGAAGACGAAGUUCGACCAAAUCUGUAUUUUCGGAAUAUUACUCCAAAAGCACGAAUGCUAUCAACAAAGGGAACUCCGAUAAUAGAAAUUAUGAAGAGCAGAAAGAGCGUCCGGGUAUAUGGGUAUAGCAAUGAACAACAACGCGUAUGUUUACAUUCUCGUGUAAUUCGAUUACACUUUCGUUAUAAGUCAAACGUCUUCAGUCACACAAGUAUCUAAGAACUCGCAAUUAAAGCGAAUAGGUGCGAUAUCAUGGGUCACUACAAGGUCAAAUAUUAUUUUGCAACCAAGUCCAAUAGAAACAACAACGCUAAUUAUACUGGCAAUGAAGGGAGAAUAACUAACGCUUGUUCAAAUUGUGAAGACAAACGUUGUUGAUUAUAUCUACUCUAUUCAGUUUCACCAUACAUUUCACAUUUCAGCCUAUUUUUAUUGAACAUUUUGUACACGGCAUCGCUAGAUAGCUGGCGCCCAACAUUAAUUUCUUUAAUUUUUAAGUCAUCUUUCACAAUUCUAACUUUCAUUUUUUGGCCCUAUAUUUGCAAAGAAGUGAGUAGCUAUUAUUAUUAGAUUAUCAAAAACCGCCUUUACAAAUCUCGCAUUACAGUGGUGGUUCUUUUGAUCGUGGACUGAAGAUUUAUACUUCAGUCAACAAUUUGAUGAAUUGAUUAUCCAUUUACGUUGUAGAUAACAUGAAAAAAAUUUCCAAGUGGAAUAUUCAGAAGUGUAGCACACCGUCAUUUGGAGAAAAACAUGUGCCUCCAAAUUUUCCAUUAUCUGGAAUUAAAGGCAAAUCUAAACUUCUUAAACAUAACUACCCGGAGUACAUAGACGAACCAUCACAACAGCAAUGCAGGGGCAUUGAACAAAAUUUCUACUCAAGAUGGAACGAGAACGAUGUGGAAAUCAAUACAAUCGAUCAGUUUUCUGAUUCCUUAUAUCAGACGAUCAGUGAAUAUGAAACUAUGGAUGAAACGUUUGCUGAGGAUUUAGAUACCGAUACACAAUCCUUUGAAGCCAAUAAAGAGUUUCCUCAAAACAUAUCUGAAAUUGCGGCCAAGAACGAUGAAAAAGUCGGCGUGUUGGAUACUUUUAGCUCACCUAGAAAUGUCGAUGCGAUUGUCAGUUUUGACGUUGAUGGUUCUUUACUCUUGGCACCUAAAUUAUUUCAGUCCCCAAAUUCUGACAAAUAUGAAAAGUAUGAAAAAUAUAUUUCUGACCAAACAGAGUUGCUGACUACAUCUUCAGAUUGCUUUGUAAGCUUGUCGGACUUUCAGAUUCGGUCCCACGCUAGACAGAAACUCAAGACCUAUAGUGGCCAUGAUAAGUUACAUAAAGCGAGUGCAUCUGAGAUAUCUUUUUCCCCAAAAUGGAGCAAAUGCAUCGCAUCAAAGUAUGCUUCACCAAGUGAUAUUCCAUCCAGCAAGUCUACUUUACGUGCUAAUACAAGCUCUGCAAGAACAGGGUGGUCUAGGCUUUCCCAUGAAUCGGAAGGAUUGUGGAACAAGUUUAUACAUGAAACAAAUGCAUCAACUGUUGUUGAAAAUAACAAGACAGGGUCCACAAAGUUCAGCCACCUACAACGACAACUGAUUCACAAGGAAAACGCCUUUACACCCCAUGUAAUUGUGGAGACAGAAUCAUCUAUCCUGGGUCCAGAUAUAUCAUUUCCAAAGCUUACCUCAGGUAAUAUUUUCGCCAAUUCAACCAAUAGAAAAAUCAGAGACAAGAAAAUGCCUCCAAAGUUAUAAAUUCAGUGUGGGUAUUUAAACCUUCUGAUACUAGCAUAUACAGGUGUGUUGAAUUUUUAUGACUAUUUGUUGUAUCUCAAAUAUCAUUCAGAUUUGUAACUUGAAAUAAUUAACUUGAAAUAAUUACUAUUAAUCGCAAUAAAUUCAAGAAAUAAACCAAAAAAUUUGAAUAUAAUAUUUAUUUUCUCAAGGUAGGUGUAACAAACAUUUUUCUGGUCUGGCAAAUAUUCAUAAUACUAAACUCAUCUGUUGAUCAAACCCUUUAGCUUGUUUUGCGCCAAUACUUAUAAAUAAUCAUCAAAUGUAAGUUUGGUUCUAACUGAAAAUGCAAAUACAUAUUUGAUAACAAAUAAUAUUUUUAGGCGAAAAUUCAAUAUUUGAG
Messenger RNA from Athalia rosae (coleseed sawfly), 2533 nucleotides. RefSeq lists its product as uncharacterized. Lineage: Eukaryota; Metazoa; Arthropoda; Insecta; Hymenoptera; Athaliidae. The record is from RefSeq and is a predicted model, not a curated record. Bases 1093 to 2151 code for a protein of 352 amino acids. The transcript is spliced from 3 exons.